This is a messenger RNA of Rhinocladiella mackenziei CBS 650.93, 852 nucleotides long. RefSeq lists its product as uncharacterized. Bases 1 to 852 code for a protein of 283 amino acids. The record is from RefSeq and is a predicted model, not a curated record. The transcript is spliced from 2 exons. NCBI's taxonomy places the organism in Eukaryota, Fungi, Ascomycota, Eurotiomycetes, Chaetothyriales, Herpotrichiellaceae.
AUGGAUUCGAAAUCAUCAGGACCAAAUGAAUUUUACCGCGAUAAUAUAUGCCUGGAUGACAUCCCUCUCGAAGGGCAGAAGUUACUCCGAGACUACGCGGGAUUGCGGCAGGAAGAGUUGCUUCCGCAUGUCAUUGCCAUCCGUGACAAAGGAUUCAAGAUUGCGCCCUACGCUUGCAUCGGCCACGCCCGAUUUCUGACCGACCGCUGGGCCGUGUUGCCGUACUCCAAAGAUUUCUUGUCAAAGCUCAGAGAAGGCGCAGCGCUCUUGGAUGUUGGAUGUGGCUUGGGACAGGAAUUGCGAUACCUGAUCGUCAACCAUGCGAUAAGCCCCUCUCAACUGUACGGAUUUGACCUUGAACCGGGUUUAAUCAACUUGGGAUAUGAAUUGUUCCGUGACCGCGACCGAGCAGGAGCCAUGACCCUAUUUGCUGCUGAUUUGAUAGGCGACGCAAACCCCGAAUUGGAUGGGAUCAAAGGCAGAAUGGAUUUGAUCCAGGUCUCCCAGGUUUUGCACAUCUACGACUACGACGACAUGUUCGAGGCCGCGAAACGCUUGAUUGCAUUGGUCAAACCGCAGUCAGGAUCCAUGAUAGCUGGCAAUCAAGUAGGUAGUCUCAAUGCUGGGUCGUACGAAUUGAAAAGUGAGUUCGCCCCCACCGGAUUUCACUACCGUCAUAAUAUCAAGAGCAUGGAAGACUUUUGGAACAAGCUCGGACAAGCCACAGAUUCUGAGUGGAAAGUGGAGUGCGGUCCGAUUCAAUCUAAUGCCGUUGAGGAGGCUCGGAGCACUCGAUUUGCGCGAGGGGAUACGGGGAUGACCAUGAUCUGGUUUUGCGCAACGCGGUUGUAA